Molecule: messenger RNA, 708 nt
Organism: Macadamia integrifolia
Lineage: Eukaryota; Viridiplantae; Streptophyta; Magnoliopsida; Proteales; Proteaceae
Exons: 2
Coding region: 264-641 (125 amino acids)
Source: RefSeq, a predicted model, not a curated record
AUUUUGAUUCUGGGUUUUUGAACCCUAGUAGUGAGUAGUGACUAGCUCUUUUCCAAGAGAAAAGCACUUGCCACUGCCAGCAUAAAAAUAAUUUCAGAGCGGCCGGCCAGUUGACUCUUGGCUUGCAGACCACUGAAUCCACAGAUACUCUCCCUUUCAGACGGAUUUUGGUUGUUCUAGGGUUUCUCAAUGUUAUUGAGAAUCGAUGUUGUCAAUUUAAGUGUUGGGAUAUAGGAGAAGGAAGCUUCAGGGAAUCGACAACAAUGGUGGACAUAUGGUGGUCUCUGUUGGGUGCUGCGAUUCCAGCUGUUGUUGCAGGACAAGCUAUAAGGAUGAAGAGAAGACGUGCUGACGAAGAGAGGAUCAAUAGUGCCCGCGGAAGAGAGAAGAGUUCCGAUGACAUCUUCGUCUGCGAGAGGAUCUGUACUUCGAAGAGAAUGCUGAAGAAGGUCGGUGGAUUCUCGAAGGACCCAAGUCCUGAUACCUGCGUUACCGUCUGUGGUGUAUCUCAGAUUGAUGCUUGCACUGAUGCCUGUGCUCGUACCGUCUGCGUUAAUCAACACCAAGUCCCCAAUUGGAACGACGUUUGCCUUCGGAAAUGCCAGAGCGAAUGCCUCAAGCUUUCUUCUUAUUCUUCUUAGGAGGAUUUCUUUGUCAUUUGGUGUUACUGGAUUCAAUACAAAGUUGAGUAUUUUUAUUUUUUUGGAU